This is a messenger RNA of Botrytis cinerea B05.10, 1383 nucleotides long. RefSeq lists its product as hypothetical. The record is from RefSeq and is a predicted model, not a curated record. Lineage: Eukaryota; Fungi; Ascomycota; Leotiomycetes; Helotiales; Sclerotiniaceae. The coding region runs from base 167 to 1156 and encodes 329 amino acids. The transcript has 2 exons.
GACAGCAAUUCACUUUGCGACCAGAAAAUCCUCAAGAUAAAACCUCCAUUCCAUUUGAGGAACUACAUACUCUUUAGAAUCUUCGGAGAGAGGACUCACUAUCAAUUCACAACACAAAUUCUUGCUCCCAUAUAUCAUACUCAGUCAAAUUUGAGUCGACGAAUAUAUGAAAAUUGGUUCCGACAAUCGCUCUCCUCCGCACUCAAUCCCAAUUUUUCCAUAUCGCUAUCAGGUUGCUCUUCACCAUCGUCCGCCGAUUUCUACGUCGAUUAAACAUUUCGAACUCCGCCUCAUGUCGACGGAUAAGCUCAUCAUUAAACUACGGUACAACAAAAGCAAGCGCGAGACGAUUGAAAAGAUUGCGAAUAUGGAAAUCAAAGUAGCUCGAGGAGAUGUCAUUGGGGGUCAAAAUGCCAGAAAUAACAAACAAGGAAAUGCACCUCCCAAAUCCCCUAACCUCGGAGAGGUGCUGUCUCAGCUUCGCAGAAUUCUACGAGUUGGGGACUGUGAUGAAGUAGCAAAAGUUAUGGCAUGUUCUGAGAUUAUAAAGAAGACACUUCAAUCAUUGAGUGACUCUGUCGACACAAAAAAGGGAGCAGAAGGUUCGAGUGGCCAGCAGCAACUGUCGGCAAACGAGAAUGAUGACCUGAAAGGGGUUGAGUCUCAAUGUGAAGAUCCACAACUCAGUACUGCGAAACUGUUAGCGGAGAAUAAGAGACUAGAGGCUGCAAACAAUGAAUUGAUCUGUGACGUCGACAAGAAUGAGGCUGAGCUUUCGGAACUGAGGCAGGAGGUGGGACGAAUCAGAGAUAAUGAUAGGAAGCUGGAAGAGAUCAGAAACAGCUUAGAGACUUCACGCAACUCCACGAAUAAAGCUCUCAAUGUCUUGAUUUCUCUCAAGAAGAAAGAUAAUACACACUGGGAGAGUGUUUUGGCACUGAAGAAGGAACUGAAGGUAUGCAAAACAGAGAGGGACGAGGCUCUAACGAAUAUGGAGCGUCAAUCCGAGAGCUCUGAGAAUGAAAAAAAGACGUUGUUUGAUGAAAACACAAAGUUGAAGGGAAAAUUGGCAAAUUUAAAGAGAACAUUGGAUGAUGUUGAUGAUUUGGAGCAUGCUGAUUCCAUGAAAAAGAGAUAUGUCGCUACGGUUUUCUAGAAACUGAUGGUUGAUGCUGUUAUCUACGAUCAAGGUUUAGGGGUCAUUCUUUUUGACCGAAUGUUUCGAACGAUGGUUUGAAAUUUCUUUCAAGAAGAGUUUCGGUGCAUUUUGCAUUCACAAUCAUUUUAGUCAAAGGGUUAGCGACACUGGUUUAGUGCUUUGAUGCUAUGAACUUUCGAUCACGAAAUUUUAGGAAUGAAAAUUUAAUUUUGAUUCGGUAAACA